CAAUCACAACCCCCUCUCCCCCUCCAAAUCCUAUUAAUACCCACCAAAUCCCCUCCAAAUCCCCCCAUCUCCUCCUCCUCCUCCUCCUAAGCUCAAGCAAAGAUUCAUCCAUCGAUCCAACUGAUCCAAUCCAAACUCCAAAGGCAAAGCAAAGAAGGUCGCAUUCGAUUCGAUUCCAGCGAUGGCGGCGGUGAUGGUGGCGAGGCAGGGGAGGGAGCUGCAGAGGUACAGCGACAACACGGGGGGGAGGAUGGUGGUGGGGUGCAUCCCGUACAGGGUGAGGGGCGACGGCGGCGGGGUGGAGGUGCUCGUGAUCAGCUCGCAGAAGAAGGGCGCCGCCGCCGGCGACGUGGUGAUGUUCCCCAAGGGCGGGUGGGAGCUGGACGAGUCCGUGGACGAGGCGGCGCGGCGGGAGGCCCUGGAGGAGGCCGGGGUGCUCGGCGAGAUCGGCGCCUCGCUGGGGCGGUGGUGCUACCGGAGCCGCCGCUACGACGCCACCUACGAGGGCUUCGUCUUCCCGCUCCGGGUCACCGACGAGCUCGACCGGUGGCCGGAGAUGGCGGCCAGGCGCCGCAGCUGGGUCUCCCCGCAGCAGGCCAUGGACCGGUGCCCGCACUGGUGGAUGCGCGAGGCCCUCCAGCGAUUCGCCGACCUCUUCCCCCAACCCACGCCGUUGUCCCUCUUGUAGGCGGCGGCGCCGGCGGCGAGUUCGCCGGAGUUGAGAGCGAUGUAAUUAAUUUGCAACCUCACGGGUCACAAGAGAUUCGGCCAUGUAAAUCUCACCCUUAGUUAACACAUAAUUUUUUUUCGUGACAAGCAGAGAAAUUCAGAAUUCCAUUCGGAGCCAACCAAAAUUUGGCAAAUUUUCAAUUCGAUUGGGAUUUUUUUUUUGUCACUCGAGAGCUAAUUGAUCGAUUCCUCUUGUAAUUUGCAAA
This is a messenger RNA of Oryza sativa Japonica Group (Japanese rice), 935 nucleotides long. RefSeq names its product nudix hydrolase 21, chloroplastic. The record is from RefSeq and is a predicted model, not a curated record. NCBI's taxonomy places the organism in Eukaryota, Viridiplantae, Streptophyta, Magnoliopsida, Poales, Poaceae. Gene Ontology annotation, cellular component: cytoplasm; nucleus. Gene Ontology annotation, molecular function: pyrophosphatase activity.